Molecule: messenger RNA, 159 nt
Organism: Anisakis simplex (herring worm)
Lineage: Eukaryota; Metazoa; Nematoda; Chromadorea; Rhabditida; Anisakidae
Source: the annotation of a GenBank genome assembly
AUGCUUGGUCAAGAUCGUUCUCCACGCGAACACAACCUUGAAAUGAGUAACGCGUAUGGUCAUCAUGCUGGUGAACCAAUUGAAUGCUUGAGUAUCGCUGUUGAAUUGCGCAAAGAACAGUUUACCGAUGCAAAUGGCCAGCAGGUUCGUAUUGCUUGA